Phasianus colchicus (ring-necked pheasant) is the source of this 525-nucleotide messenger RNA. It is a transcript of the gene GNGT2, whose product is annotated as G protein subunit gamma transducin 2. Gene Ontology annotation, biological process: G protein-coupled receptor signaling pathway. The record is from RefSeq and is a predicted model, not a curated record. Gene Ontology annotation, molecular function: G-protein beta-subunit binding. Lineage: Eukaryota; Metazoa; Chordata; Aves; Galliformes; Phasianidae. Gene Ontology annotation, cellular component: heterotrimeric G-protein complex.
UACAGGGCAGAAUGGCUCAGGAUAUGACAGAGAAGGAACUGCUGAAAAUGGAACUGGAUCAGCUGAAGAAGGAGGUAAAGAACGAGAGGCAAAUGGUCUCCAAGACCGGCAAAGAGCUGAAGGAGUACAUUGAAUCCAUGGCAGGAGAGGAUCCACUGCUGAAAGGUGUCCCUGAGGACAAGAACCCAUUUAAGGAGAAGGGCGGCUGUACGAUAAGCUGACAUCCUUCCUCCUCCUGCACCGCCCUGCUUGGGCACAAAGCCAUUCCCAUACUCAAGCCAAGACUGUCAAAAACCUGCUUUCCCUAUAGUCUGACCUCAGCACCAGGGAGGACCAAAAUAAAGUGUAGUUGCAUCUGAAGUAGCAGCAGGGGAAAAAAAAAAAAAAAUAAGAGAAAAAAGAAAAAAAAUGACCUCUGUGUUCCCAGAGAUGAGGUGCAGCAGACGGAGCAGAGCGUGUUUGUGUGCUCCCAUCACUGAUUUACGGUUGGUUUCCAGCAAGCAAAAGUUCUGUGUUUUCAGCAGG